Messenger RNA from Funneliformis geosporum, 1362 nucleotides. Lineage: Eukaryota; Fungi; Glomeromycota; Glomeromycetes; Glomerales; Glomeraceae. The record is from the annotation of a GenBank genome assembly.
AUGGUUUUAGGAGUUGGUGUUAUGAUCGUGGCAGGUUGGAAAUUGUUUAUGGGAUUCGUUAGAUUUGGUAUCCGGGAUAAUGAAAAUCAUGAACAAACGAUAUUAUUGAAAAGAAACUUUGAAGAAGUUCAUCAAGUUGAAAGCAAUAAUUAUCAUCAAGUUUUUGUACCAGUUAUUCCCGGAGUGACAUUACCAAUUUCACAUCUUAUAUAUUACCUGAUUGCACUUUUGGUUUGUGGAAUCUUACAUGAGGCUGGUCAUGCAGUUGCAGCUUUCCGUGAACUUGUGCCAAUAACUGAUGCUGGAAUAUUUUUGUAUUUAUUUUAUCCGGGAGCAUUUGUUAGUCUUUCUAGUCAAUAUUUGGAUAAUAGUUCACCGAUAAAAAAGCUUCGCAUCUUUUGUGCAGGAGUUUGGCAUAAUGCGGUGAUAUUUUUAUUGGGUACUCUUAUAUUAAAUUCUGGAAUAAUUAAAUUAUCUAUGAGUCUCACUGGAUACAGAUCUGUGGAAGGAACUGGAGUUAGUAUUAUUAGUAUUGAAGAGAAUACAGAUUUUGUUGGAAUAUUAUACCCUUCAGCGUUAAUAACCAAAAUAGAUGAUUAUGAAUUGAAUGAUGCUUCAUUAGAGAGAUGGAAUACUUAUUUAUUGCAAAAUUAUAAGAUUAUAAAUAAUACUCGUGGGUUUUGUUCGUCAGAAAAGGACACUAUGCCAUCUUUAGAUUGUUGUAAUAUUAAUGCAGCUCAUCCUUAUGGAAAUUCAGAAAGCAGAGAAGUUUUGUGUUUUCAGCUAUCCGAUCAAAAUAAUUCACACUAUCAGAAAGAAUUGAGUUGUCGUCAAGUAAAACCAAUAUUAGCCAAUGUGGAUGAACAAAGGUGUGAAAAGGAUUCUGAUUGUGAUGAAUCAUUACCUACGUGUGUAUUACCAUAUACACCUCUUGGAUUCCCUAGGCCUGUAAGGAUUUAUUUUAAACAUUCUCCAUGGAACGCUAAUCAAGAUGAAAAUACAGAACAAAUUUUGUUAUGGCUUGGAAAUUUAAAAGAUUUGUGGGAAAUAAUACAAGUUAGCAUUCUUCAACCAAGAUGGUCAUGGGUUCCUCUUUGGAUACCACUUGUUUCAGAAUUAAUUUUAAGGUAUACGGCAUCAUUUUCACUUGCGUUAUGUAUAUUAAAUAUCUUACCGGCAUUUCAAUUGGAUGGACAUCAUGCAUUAAAAGCAAUACUGACAUUGUUAUAUGAAGAUAAUGAUAAAGUAUCAACCAACAGUAAAGGAAAGAUGAAAGUAGUUGAAGAUGGGAUUGUAUAUAGUGUAACUGGGUUGGUUGGUUGGGUUGUAUUUGGAACUUUAAUUUCUGGAGUAUUUUUUUGA